AUGAUGACAAGACACCAAAAGGCUGAGGUAAUGAUUGCCGGAGAACAGCUAAGAUUGCGACUACAUGAUAGCAAGUUGAUCAAGGACCGCAGACACCAUUUGCGAACGUACCCGAAUUGUUUUGUGGCUCAGGAGCUUAUUGACUGGCUGAUUGCUCAUAAAGAAGUGCCUGAUCGAGAGACUGCAGUCCAGCUCAUGCAGCACCUCAUGGACCAUGAUAUCAUUCAUCACGUGUGUGAUAAGUGGCCCGUGUUUAAAGACGCCCAAUACUUACACAGAUUCAGAAAGGAUGAUGGCACAUUUCCUUUCAACAUAGAGGUUAAGAUCUUCAUGCGUGGACAGAGGCUGUAUGAACAUCUGAUUACAAGCAAAGACUCCAUCUUACAGCUGAGACAGGAAAAGGGAGUGGCUUAUGAUCGUUCUUUCCCUGGUUACAUGUUAAUUGAUUGGCUGCUACAGAACGGUGAAAUAGAGAGUCGAUGGCAAGGACUGGAUCUCUGCAAGGCCCUACUAGAGCAUGGUAUCAUUCAGCAUGUCUCUCUGAAGCACCACUUCUUUGACAGCGGGCUGCUGUAUCAAUUCUGCAUUAACUUUCGCCGGCGGCGCCAUCUUUCUGAACUGUUGCAUGAGACAGAGAAUGAAGAGGUUGAAUGUAUAACACACCAAAGCCAAGAAGACCAGGCUGACAGUCCCUUCACAAUGCACAAAACUCCUCCACCUGAAGGCAACAGUGACUUUUCAUCUGUUCAACCUACUUUGGAUGGACGAUGUGGAAGUUUGACCCACCAGCAGCAUAGUUCACGUGGAUACCCACUCACUGCUUCUCUUACUGUUGCCCUUGCAGUACGAUGCAAUCCCACAUCAGUGCUGAAAAGACAUGUAACCUGUGAAGAGCUGUUAUCUCCAGGUGCUCCUUAUGUAAAAAGAGUUCUUACGAUCCUCGGUGAUGCCCUAGGCUGGGGCUUUGUAGUACGUGGAAAAUCACCUUGUUAUGUUCAGGCUGUGGAUCCUGCAAGCCCUGCUGCAGCAGCAGGAAUUAAGGUUCGCCAGUUUGUGUGCCGAGUGAAUGGACGCAGUGUGCUUCACUUAGACUAUCAUACUCUUUCAAAGCUGGUGAUGACUGGACCCCGUGUUGUUACUUUGGAAGUCAUGGAACCACUGGAUUAA
Sinocyclocheilus anshuiensis is the source of this 1167-nucleotide messenger RNA. RefSeq names its product DEP domain-containing mTOR-interacting protein-like. The record is from RefSeq and is a predicted model, not a curated record. Lineage: Eukaryota; Metazoa; Chordata; Actinopteri; Cypriniformes; Cyprinidae. Gene Ontology annotation, cellular component: plasma membrane. Gene Ontology annotation, biological process: positive regulation of GTPase activity; intracellular signal transduction; G protein-coupled receptor signaling pathway. Gene Ontology annotation, molecular function: GTPase activator activity; guanyl-nucleotide exchange factor activity; protein binding. The transcript has 9 exons. Bases 1 to 1167 code for a protein of 388 amino acids.